Messenger RNA from Pseudo-nitzschia multistriata, 1513 nucleotides. The record is from the annotation of a GenBank genome assembly. NCBI's taxonomy places the organism in Eukaryota, Bacillariophyta, Bacillariophyceae, Bacillariales, Bacillariaceae.
UUUAGACUAAGGUUGGCUACAAAAGUAAGUACAUUGCAGCGACUUCCGACASAUAAAAGUGUUUCAUUAUUUCGUGAUGCUAGUUUGGGACAUGAUUUCAGUCGRCGCUUACAUUUGAAUCUUUCUUCUUAUGAAUCAAAAACCAGAAAUUCGAGCACCGCCAGAGGUUUGGAAAAUGGUCAAAAAGUUCUGGGAUGCUAACAAAGAUAACCCAAAGUCUGAAAACUGGGGURUUGGUAAGAUUAAAAACUAGGGAURUGGACGCUUUGACGUUGGCCUGAAUCGAAAAAAGAAACUGUUUCGUAUUCUGAUYAUUUUUUCUUUUCAUUGAAGGCAAUACGUACACUAAUAACUGGAAARCGCACUCUAAGAUGGUGAGCGUUGAAGAUWCGGGCUUGCGUGGAGGUGGCUAUGGGCUAAAGCAAAAACUUUGGGAUGCAGCAUAUGAUACUAUKKCCGAAUGGACAGGACAAGAAUUGACCCAGUGUAGCYUGUAUGGCAUUCGAGUUUACUACGAAGGUAGUGUUCUAGCACCGCACGUGGAUCGUCUACCAUUGGUGUCUUCAGCCAUCAUCAAUGUUGCCCAGGAUCUCGACGAGCCUUGGCCACUGGAGGUCAUCGGCCAUGAUGGAAAAGCGGWAAACGUUACCAUGGAACCAGGUGAUAUGGUUCUUUACGAGAGUCACUCUGUCAUUCACGGACGACCCUUUCCUCUCMAAGGMAGAUUUUUUGCUAAUAUUUUUGUUCACUUUGAACCCACGGGCCAUACGUUGCGUCACCACAAUCAUAAAACGGAUGCCGGCUCCGACGUUGACCAAAAGUAUCGAGAUUCGUUGGCACGAGGUUCCGGUGGACAUGAAAAUGAACAGAACGGACUUCCCRSUUACAUUGUCCCCGGAACUCCUGAAGAAGCGCACUGGCGUGCUUCUCAUCCCGGUGGACAAAAAUCGAAAGGAAAAUCAUUUACCACUGGAUCCACACCAGCUCACCACGCGGCUCAGGGAGGUGAUCUCAAGACAUUGAAAAAAGAAGUAUCGAACAUGAAAGAAUUGAUUCAUGCCAAGGAUGCAAAUGGAUGGCAACCAGUAAGUGACGAUUUGCAAAGUAUUUGAUUCGGUCCACGAAUAUUCUGUUGCAUUUACUGACUAUUGCUUUUGUUGUGAUAGAUUCACGAAGGUGCCAGAGCAGGUCAUUUAGAGGUCGUCAAAUUUUUGGUAGAGAAUGGAGCCGACGUUAACGCGAUGACUCACGGUGACUURGGGGGAACUGCACUGUAUUACGCCAAGAGGACGUUCGAAGACGACCAUCCUAUAGUUGCUUAUUUGGAAAGCAUUGGUGGGCUAGACAUCGGCCCUGAUUUGUAAGAAGUUGCCAAUUUUUCKGUGUCUAUUAUGCGAGUUAGUUGUUGAUUUUGAAUUGCUAGAAUACUAUUAGGUUUGGAUUUGUAAUGGCACAAGUUUGAAACUUAUUUGUAGACUUCGGUGAUGUUUGGCACUAAAAGUGUACGAUAUGU